This is a messenger RNA of Prorocentrum cordatum, 640 nucleotides long. The record is from the annotation of a GenBank genome assembly. NCBI's taxonomy places the organism in Eukaryota, Dinophyceae, Prorocentrales, Prorocentraceae.
CAAGACCCCGCCGCCCAGCCAGCCGCCCGCCGUAAUUUGAGUCGCCCCGCCCGGUCCGCACAGCACACCAGGCCGCGUCUCGAGCCUCGCCGUGGUGUUGGGCCGCCCCGGGGCCCGCGAUGGCCUUUGCGCGCUUCCUCGUCUUGGCAGCGGCCUGCCGCGCCGCUGCGGCGUUCGUGCCCGCGGCCACCCGCUCGGCGACCGCGGCGCUGGCGAGGACGCCCCGGCAGGGCGCUUCGGCCGCCGCCGCGCAGGAGGAGGCCGCCACGCCCGCCGCCGCCUGCCUCCUCGCGGGCCUCGGCGCCGGCUACGCGGCCGCGGUGGCGGCGCGCGCGGGGGCCGUGCCCCGGCGCGCCGAGGCCAAGCCGCAGAUCGCGGCCGCGCGCACACCGGUGGCGUACCCGAUCUUCACCUUCCGGUGGCUCGCAGUGCACAUGCUGGCGGUGCCCACUGUGUUCUUCCUCGGCGCUAUCAGCUCUAUGCAGUUCAUCCAGCGCUGAGCGGCUUGGCAGCCUCCUCGUUGCCCCUCCUCCUCCUCAUCCCCCUCCUCCUGGUCCAUCUUCCAUGCCGUCAUCCCAAAAGACGGCCACAGCAGAGAUCGAGUUUUUGAGCGGCGACGCCUGGCGGUGAGUGGCCGGAG